Solenopsis invicta (red fire ant) is the source of this 1457-nucleotide messenger RNA. RefSeq lists its product as uncharacterized. The coding region runs from base 258 to 596 and encodes 112 amino acids. The record is from RefSeq and is a predicted model, not a curated record. NCBI's taxonomy places the organism in Eukaryota, Metazoa, Arthropoda, Insecta, Hymenoptera, Formicidae. The transcript has 3 exons.
CCAUCUCAAGUCUAACACGUCAUAUUUAAUUAAUGUUAGUGAACUUAAUGCUGAUUUGAUCCUUAUUCUUUUUAUCUUUUUGUUAUCAUCACGUGUGAUAUCGCACGUUUUGAUUUGUGCCUGGUCGUGCUAAAACUGAAAUAUUCUUCUAGAGAUCGCGCCCACAUAAAGGAAGGAGAAAUGAUAUAUAAAAGUCGUGAUUUUUUAAAUUUAUUAUUAUCUCUUUUUUUCUGACUCCUUGUAAGCAGGAAAGUAAAAUGAAGAUUUACGUCUGCGCAAUUUUGUUGCUGAUAUCUGGGAUGGUUAAUGCGGAUCCUGCUACGCAAGUACGAGGUGGCUGCCUAUUUGGAGAUAAGGUUUUUAGCGUAGGUGCCCAUACAGCUCCGCCAUGCAUGCGAAUGAUUUGUGACAUGAUCGGUCAAAUAUCCUUUGAAGGAUGUCCUAGAUUCACUUGUAAUUCACUUCAGCGCCUUAUUGGUUAUACGGAUGAGGAUCCCAGUCGAGAAUAUCCAUAUUGCUGUCCACAACCUAUUUGUGAGCGUCGUUACCCUGAUCAGCCAUACUUUUUGGCAUAUACCGAGAAAGAAGUGCAGUAAUAUGAAUUAAAACGUAGUUUGAUUCAAUUAAACAUCGAAUCACAUGCUGUCACUAAUAUAUAUGUAUACAAUAGUUGAUUCAACUAAAUUUUAUUCAUUCAACUAUAAGUGUUACUAUCUUUCCUUUUAAUCUUUUUGUUUCAUUAAUACUGUCAUUGAAUCACCAAAAUAUUUCCAAUUAGACAGAUGCUAUUGAUUCAACAUUUUUUUUCUCUGUAUAGGAAAUAUACGAAACAUUCUCAAUUUGGAAAUAUUGUUAUAAAUAAAUCUUUUUUUUUUUUCAAAUUUAUCGAAGUACUCUGUUUCUCCACUUGCCUAUUGAUCAUUGAGAUUGGAUAAAGAAUCGGGCCGCGUUGCCUCUCGAUAAUAUGCAACAGUGUUUAACCAGAUAUGUAUUCUCCGUUCACUAUUCGCAUUUCCGUCGUACAAAAAUCACUUUCCUUUUUCGAGCGAUCUUCACUUUCCCAUAAAUUUCUCAAGUUAAAUAAAGAAGCGUCUAAGAUAGAAUUUGGUGCAGCAUUAAACGUGGAAAAACGUCGCUUUCACGCGAAACAACUCGACUGAUUUUCAUCACUUUAUGACUCUUGCUUAUUUACCGUUUAUUUCACGGAGUCAGUAGAAAACUAUGAUUUUUCUUCCUACAUCCUUCGAAAAAAAUAAAUAAACGUCAUUUCUCUCAUUUGUACUAAUUAAUCAAAGCAUGAUUUUCACCGAUCACAUCUUCUAUUUGUCUUCCAUUCGUCAAAGUUUGAAAAAUUAUCUAUGACAAUCCUUGAUAAAGUCCACAGUGUACAAUAGUUUUCAAGCACUUUGUAUUUUAAAAAUUAAACAAAUAAUAAAUGAUAAAGUUCAUAUAAAUAC